Molecule: messenger RNA, 1493 nt
Organism: Anguilla anguilla (European eel)
Lineage: Eukaryota; Metazoa; Chordata; Actinopteri; Anguilliformes; Anguillidae
Gene: lpar2a
Product: lysophosphatidic acid receptor 2a
Exons: 4
Coding region: 310-1446 (378 amino acids)
Biological process (GO): G protein-coupled receptor signaling pathway
Cellular component (GO): membrane
Molecular function (GO): lysophosphatidic acid receptor activity
Source: RefSeq, a predicted model, not a curated record
ACAGUACACACAGGUGAAAAUGUGAAACAGGAUUUACAUGGAUGAGUACCAAAAUUUCACUUUUUAAAUACAGCUUGGACAACAGAGGACACAGAAUAAAUUAAACUCGGGAAGGCGGGCCAAGCCCUGAGGACUCGCACAACCUUGAGGAGGGGCAUUUUGAUUGGAGGAGAGCAACACCAAUCAAAUCGGAUAUCAAAAAUCACAUUUGCCCCGAAUAGGUGCGAUUUCACCCGGGAGAAGGUCAUGGUUAACCACCUAUAAACGCUGGUUAUUUUCUCUAUACCCCCUUCCUUCUUGGCGUCGAGAAUGGGUGACUGCUACAACGGCACGUCAGAGUGUUACUACAACCAUUCGGUCGAGUUCUUCUACAACUCCAGCGGGAAGCCGAUCAGCUGCAUGUGGCACACGCAAGACUAUGUAGUGGUGGGGCUGGGCCUCACGGUGUGCGUCAUCAUCAUCCUGGCCAACCUCAUGGUCAUCGCCGCCAUUGCGAUCAACCGCCGCUUUCACGUUCCCUUCUACUACCUCCUGGGGAACCUGGCGGUGGCCGACCUGUUCUCCGGCAUCUCCUACGUGAACCUGAUGCUCCACACGGGGCCCUGGACCAUCGACCUGACCAAGCGCCAGUGGUUCAUCCGCCAGGGCCUGGUGGAGACCAGCCUGACCGCCUCCGUGCUCAACCUGCUGGCGGUGGCGAUCGAGCGGCACCAGACCGUCUUCACCAUGCAGCUGCACAGCAACAUGUCGAACCGCCGGGUGCUCCUGUUCAUCCUGGGAAUCUGGGCCAUGGCCUUCGUCUUGGGCCUCGUGCCCAUGAUGGGUUGGCACUGCAUCUGCGACCUGCAGAACUGCUCCAUCAUGUCGCCCAUCUACAGCCGCAGCUAUCUGGUGUUCUGGGCGGGGUUCAACCUGCUGACCUUCUCCGUCAUGGUGGCCAUGUACACGCGCAUCUUCGUCUACGUGCACCACAAGAGCCACGUGAUGUCCCAGCACACCACCCAGAUCCGGCACAGGGAGACCGUCAUCAACCUCACCAAGACCGUCUCCAUCAUCCUGGGGGCAUUUGUGGUCUGCUGGACCCCUGGCCUGGUGAUCCUCCUGCUGGACGGGCUGCACUGUGAUGCCCACUACGUGCUGACCUUUGAGAAGUACUGCCUGGUGCUGGCCGAGUGCAACUCCCUGGUGAACCCCAUCAUCUACUCCUUCCGGGACAAGGACAUGCGCUCCACCUUCAAACGCAUCCUCUGCUGCCUCUGCAGGAGGUGCCCAGAGCCCGAGGGGAAGCCCCCAAACCUUCAGUUCGACACGCUGAAGCGAGAGAUGUACCUGAAACUGAAAGCAUACCUGUCCUCCUGGAGGAGGAGACGAGCCGCUGGGUCCUCUCAGCCCGGCGCGGAGACGCCCGACGCAGCCUGCUGGACCACCGACAUCCUGCCUGCCUAAAGCAGCCAAUCACGGACACGCAACAGAGACACUCACACAUGCUGCCU